GUUCCCGCUACUGCACGGAACGGAACGCGUACCAAGACGGAGACCACUCCACGCCACCCGAAUGAUGGACGACGACGACUUCGGCGCCGAUGCCGAUUUCCUUUCCGCCCUCGCCUCCUCGACCGCCGCGAUCACUUCGAGCCGAGCCGAAUCUCAACCCAGGCCUCAACCUCCAUCGGAACCUGCAGGCCGCCUUCAGCAUCCACAGCCUGCCCGCCCCAGUAUACAACAGCCGAUCCCUCAACGAAUACAACAGCCGACGCCCCAGCGGCUAGGCAAACCACCCCCGGCACCGCCUUCCAACGAUUCCUCGGCGUCUAAGAUCGUGCAACCCACCCCCCAAGCCCUGCCGCAGCGCUCGUCCGGCUCUUCGAUAUUGGUAUCACCGCGCCAGAAGGGGAACCCCGUGCUAGCGUCUCUGCGAUCCGUGCCAUGGGAGUACAGCGACAUACCGGCCGACUACGGGCUGGGCCUGACGACCUGUGCCUUGUUCCUGAGCCUCAAGUACCACCGUCUGCAUCCCGAGUACAUCUACACGCGAAUUCGCAAUCUCCAGGGGAAAUACAAUCUACGCGUUCUCCUGACCAUGGUUGACAUCCCGAACCACGAAGACUCGUUGCGCGAGCUUUCUAAGACCUCGCUCGUCAACAAUGUCACCCUCAUUCUCUGCUGGUCCGCCGCCGAGGCUGCGAGGUAUCUCGAACUGUACAAGUCCUACGAGCACGCCAACUUUAAUGCUAUAAAGGGGCAACAGGCUACGAGCUACGCCGAGAAACUCGUCGAGUUCGUGACCGUACCCAAGGGAAUCAACAAAGCCGACGCCAUCUCGCUCGUCAGCGCUUUUGGUAGUCUAAAGAACGCGGUCAAUGGGGAUCCAGAACAAGUCGCUAUCAUUAGUGGCUGGGGGGAGAAGAAGGUGAAGAAAUGGUGCAGCGUUGUAGAGGAGCCGUUUCGCGCCCAAAAUGCUGCCAAGAGGAGUCUCGCCGAGGGUAACGCGGCUGCCGACGGAGCUGUCCCGUUGGGCCGAGUACCGCUGAGGGACAUGCCAAGCCUAUCGGCGGGCUUAUCGCGAAGCGGUGAAGGUCUCCGGUCGGGACCGACGACGACGCCGACACCAUCUACCCCAUCAGCCGGGCGCCGUCUUCAGGGAGACGCCCCUGCUGACGAGUAUGACGAAGAAGCAAUGCUAGCAGCAGCCAUCGAAGAAUCGAAGAAUACGGCAGCGAAAGAGGAAUUGUCUAGGUCGACAGCGACCACUCGCCAACAAGAGAAACUGAGCGACGGAAUUGCAGCAGCAUUGGCAAAACUCAGGGAUCAGGGGUGAUACCCGCACAGGUUGCAUUGCGGUACAUAAAGCUACCGAUUACAAAGUCCGCCCUCCGACUCUACCAACGAGGCCCGAAGCCCCCCUGGAGCCAUUAAGCAACGAUUAGAUCGGAGCUAUACAGAAUCCGGAUCAUAAGGAGGACACCACUCGCCUUAUUGCCAGCAAUUCACAAGGUAAACGCGAGGUGACUAGCAACUACACGACCCAGGCGGUCUCGCGCGCGGAUCUUGCGUCGUUGGAUCUAAUGUAAGCCCGCUUCCUGAACCUUUGAGGUUUUCCGCAGGCAGAGACAGACAUAUCUAGACACGGAAAGAUUUAUCUCCGACUUCACCUGU
Messenger RNA from Durotheca rogersii, 1662 nucleotides. RefSeq names its product restriction endonuclease type II-like protein. NCBI's taxonomy places the organism in Eukaryota, Fungi, Ascomycota, Sordariomycetes, Xylariales, Xylariaceae. Gene Ontology annotation, molecular function: single-stranded DNA binding; damaged DNA binding. Gene Ontology annotation, biological process: UV-damage excision repair; mitotic recombination; meiotic mismatch repair. Gene Ontology annotation, cellular component: ERCC4-ERCC1 complex; nucleus; nucleotide-excision repair factor 1 complex. The transcript is spliced from 2 exons. The record is from RefSeq and is a predicted model, not a curated record. Bases 62 to 1324 code for a protein of 420 amino acids.